Dentiscutata heterogama is the source of this 1038-nucleotide messenger RNA. The record is from the annotation of a GenBank genome assembly. NCBI's taxonomy places the organism in Eukaryota, Fungi, Glomeromycota, Glomeromycetes, Diversisporales, Gigasporaceae.
AUGCCUAAAGACAAACAAAAGAAACGAUUUACAUAUGUAGAGCCUACGCCGGAAGAAGUCACAUCACUACAAAAGAAGUCUGUUGUAGAAAAUACACAUCGGUCUACUUUGAAUUGGACAAGUCAGUUUGAAAAAUAUCGCAAAGAUACUAACCUUCCUGGUGAACUAUUUGAUAUUUCAAAUCCAAAGCAACUUGAAGAAGAGCUUUGUAAAUACUUUACCAUGUGUCAUAAAGCCAAUGGUGAUGACUAUUCUGUCACAUCCCUCCAAUCUGCAAUCAAUGCAUUUAAUCGAUACUUUAAUGGUGAAACAAGUAAAUUAAAACCAAUUGACUUAAAUAAUAAAAAAGCACACCCUGAUCUUUGGCCACAUCUUGGAGAAAAUUCGAUGAAGGCAUUCUUUAAACGAUUAGUAAUGUCAUGUGAUAUUGACAUUUCUGGUCGUAAGAUUACUAAUCAAACUGGGCACAAAACCUUAAUUCAAACUUUAAAAGCACUUGGAUUAUCUAAUUAUGAAACAAUGUCAAUUUCGCGUCAUAAAUCGCAAAAAGAAUUGGCAUCUUAUGAAUGUCCAAUUAAACAUGUACAAGAACUUGGAUAUCAAGCUUUAGAUAAGGCGAUUAAUUAUGAAACAAAUAGUUCUACUGCUCCAAAUACACAUAAAUUAUCAGGCUUCGUAUCGGCAUCAUCGUUGUAUCAAGAAUUUAAAAGUGAUAACCCAACGAUUAAGAAUUUUAAAAGCGAUGACCCAAUGAUUAAGAAUUUUAAAAGCGAUGACUCAAGAAUUGAGAAUUUUAAAAGUGAUGACCCAACGAUUGAGAAUUUUAAAAGCAAUGAUCCAACAAUUGAGAAUUUUAAAAGCGAUGACCUAACGAUUGAGAAUUUUAAAAGCGAUGAUCCAACAAUUGAGAAUUUUAAAAGCGAUAACCCAAUGAUUAAGAAUUUUAAAAGCGAUGACCCAACGAUUGAGAAUUUUAAAAGCGAUAACCCAAUGAUUGAGAAUUUUAAAAGCAGAGAACUACUUGAAUUACUAGUCCCG